Messenger RNA from Octopus bimaculoides (California two-spot octopus), 1368 nucleotides. RefSeq lists its product as uncharacterized. The record is from RefSeq and is a predicted model, not a curated record. Gene Ontology annotation, biological process: regulation of transcription by RNA polymerase II. Gene Ontology annotation, molecular function: DNA-binding transcription factor activity, RNA polymerase II-specific; RNA polymerase II cis-regulatory region sequence-specific DNA binding. NCBI's taxonomy places the organism in Eukaryota, Metazoa, Mollusca, Cephalopoda, Octopoda, Octopodidae.
AUGGAGGACAUGAAUCUCUUGGAAACUUCUAACGCAACUGGUUUUAACAAUAUUGAUUCUGUUACUCAAACUCAUUCUGCUGAGGAAACUCUAUUUAAUGAAGCAUCGUCUGAACGAAAAUCAGUAGAGAAGAUGACUGCUGAAUACUGUUGCGAGAUUUGCAGAAAAACCUUCUCUUCGGAACAUGAAGUCUCCGUUCACAAAAGAAUACAUAAACACAAUAAAGGGAAAAAAUCACACCUGUGUCAAAUUUGUGGGAAAUCUUUUUUUAAAAAUUGGAGCCUCGUUGUCCAUAUACGUCAUCACACUGGAGAAUGUCCUUAUCACUGUGAAAUUUGUGGAAAGUCUUUUGUGACUAUGAGUAAUUUAACAACACAUAAGAAAGUCCACAUUGGAGAAAGGUCAUAUCACUGUGAAACAUGUGGGAAAUCUUUUCUCUAUAAGAGUUUCUUGACAAGACACAGGAGAAAACACACUGGAGAAAAACCACAUACAGGAGAACAGUCCUAUCACUGUGAUACGUGUGGGAAGUCUUUUGUUGCCAGCUGUUACUUAAAAGCACAUAAAAGGAUACACUCUGGAGAGAAACCCUUUCGGUGUGAAAUCUGUGAAAAGUGCUUUAUCGAUAAUAGUAAGUUAACAAGGCACAAAAGAAUCCACAGUGGAGAAAACCCAUUUCACUGUGAGAUAUGUGGGAAAUCGUUCAUCGAUAAUUCUAAACUCGCAAUCCAUGUUCGUAGACAACACACAGGAGAGAAACCAUAUCAUUGUGAAGUAUGUGAUAAAUGUUUUGUUACCAGUAAUAAUUUGAUAACUCAUAGAAGAAUUCACACGGGAGAAAAUCUGCUUCAUUGUGAAAUAUGCGGACAAUCUUUUAUUACGAAAUGGAAUUUUGUCAUUCACAAACGUAAACACACGGGGGAGAAACCAUAUCAAUGUGACAUUUGUGGAAAGUCUUUUGUCACUAACAAUAAUUUAUCGACUCACAGAAGAAUACACACUGGAGAAAAAUUGUCUGAGUGUGAAGUGUGCGGCAAAUCUUUUGUUACUAAUUCAAGUCUUGUAGUUCAUAUGCGGAGUCACACCGGAGAAAAGCCUUAUCCCUGUCAAAUAUGCGGGAAAGCUUUCGUUAAUAAUUCAAAUCUUAUUAUCCAUAUGCGAAGACACACUGGAGAAAAACCUUUCCACUGCGAGAUAUGUAAAAAAUCUUUCAUUAGUAGUUCGGAUCUUGUUAUUCACCUGCGUACACACACUGGAGAAAAACCAUUUUGUUGCGAGAUGUGUGAGAAAUCAUUUAUUUCAAGCAGUCUCAUGAAAAAACACCAACGAAAACACACAAGUGAGAAGCCUUUUAACUGUGAAAUAUGA